GACCUUCACAAGUGUGGCAUAUUUAGACACCUACGUAAUGUCUGCCGAUGAAUGGACUUCCGCUAAAUGUCUGGCGAAAUAUACAUACCCACAAAUCGUUCGUAGAGAUGUUACUUGUGCCCUGAAAGCAUUUAAAGAAUUACGUCCCAAGUUCGAAGAAUUCAUCCAAAAUGAUGGAACUUCCCGGAAACUCGUGAGCUUGGACGGCACUAUUCCUGUCAGGUAUAUGGGUUCAACUUACAAUAUCCCCAUUGCAAUAUUUCUGUUCGAAGCCUAUCCUCAUAAGGCUCCCAUGGUUUAUGUGAGGCCCACAAAUACUAUGCAGAUAAAGCCAAGUGACUUUGUUGAUAGUGCUGGUCUUGUUCAACUGCCUUACAUGACAGAUUGGAAACAUCCAGAUGCAGAUCUAGUUGAAUUAAUAUCAGUGUUACAGGCUGUUUUUGGUGAGACAUCUCCAGUGUUUUCUAAAUCUACCAUCACAAAACGGCGAAGUUUAAAUCCUCCGUCAAAUCCCCAAUGCAUUGGUUCAAUGCCUUAUCCAGGUACCUUACCACAGCCUCCUAUUCCUGUCAUGCCAAAUGGUCAAACAUCCAAUGUGUAUUUAACUCAGCUUGGUACCGGAUGGCAGAUACCCGGUUCUGCACCCAUACUUCCCAAUAUACCUAUGCCUCAGUUGCCCAAUUUUGCUGGUCCUUUUAAUCAAGCCGCAAAUCCAAAUAUAUACUCUAUGCCAGGCCAAAAUGUUCCAAUGCCAGUAUGCCCGGAUGUUUCUGCUACAUCCAAUAUGCCAUAUAAUAUCAUUAUUCGGCAUGCAAAUGCCUAAGACAACUAUUCACAUGGCUCGCUGUUUAGGGAGAGAGAGUAACACGAACACACACGAAAAUAUCCACCACUGUUACUAUGUGCUCACAGUUUUUCAAAUUUAAUGACUCGCCAUCUUAUUAAAACACUGAAAUGAUUUCAUUUUGCACCAAAAUGUUCAUAGACAUGUGUAUAUAUAGGUAGUAUUCAUUAUUUAUAAAAUGACCUAUCAGUCCACAAUUCUUAAUUUUUGUUCACUGUUGAAUGUGAUUAUGUUAACAAAAUUAAAAUUAUGAAACGGUGUGUUGAGAAAUGAUAACAUUUUGUUUACCUGUAUAUUACACUCUAUGAGAGUACUCUACUGAUUGAUGUGUCAUACCAUCCACAAUCGUGGGGAAUCAAAAAAUGUUGAAUAUCUCGAACGUAUUGAUAUUGUAUUUUAUGUUAUUUUGCGUUUACGUGUUAGUCAGACCUAAGAUUUCUAUAUUGUAUAUUUGUUUAGUCUGCAGUAUAACACAAGCAUUUACUGGUAUCCAGGUUGGUGUUUCUAGUUAAGAUCAAACAAGAACUAUUCGAUAGAAAUCUUGAUUCACCCCAUUUUGUCAUUAAUAUCAAUAACUAUUACUACUGAGUUGUUGAAUUCAUUUGUGUAUCGUAUCAUGAUUCGUUUAAACGUAAAACAAAUGUUUCACUCUCUUUUGACUGGAAGUUUCGUGAAGUACACAUUUGAUUUGUAGUACACUAAUUAGUUACUUUGUGGAAAAUAGGAGGUAGGCUCAUUUAUUUUUGCUAGGUUUUCAGAAAACAACCAGUCUAAAAACAAUUGGAAGUUUUACUCUAAACUUAUUACUGCUCUGUAGUGAUAAUUGUCCUAGGAGUAUUGAGUAAUUCUUUACUGUUAUCUAGGACCUACUUGUAUUCACUUAAACUUACAUUAGUAGUAGUAUUUUGUUUCCUUGAGUUAUAAAAUACUAGAUCAAAUAAGAAACUGGAUAGUAAUUUGUGUAUCAAGCUAUGAUAUACACACUAUGGUGCAAGUGUCCCACCGUGAAUGACUCUGAGUCGUGUUAUCCAACGUCUCCAAUCACUGAUUACAAUCAUCACCUGGACCCCAAUCAGUUGGAACAUUUUCCAGUAAUUCAAUGUGAUGUUAAUUUGUAAAUUCAAGCCAGUUAUCCCAUUUAAAAUUUUCACAACAUUAUCUACGUAUCUUUAUGAAUUGCGACGGUGAAAAUCCCUGAAGCAUGCAGCUUUUCGUUGUUUCCUCACGAUGCUCCACUGCCU
Messenger RNA from Schistosoma rodhaini, 2085 nucleotides. NCBI's taxonomy places the organism in Eukaryota, Metazoa, Platyhelminthes, Trematoda, Strigeidida, Schistosomatidae. The record is from the annotation of a GenBank genome assembly.